Molecule: messenger RNA, 1047 nt
Organism: Parastagonospora nodorum SN15
Lineage: Eukaryota; Fungi; Ascomycota; Dothideomycetes; Pleosporales; Phaeosphaeriaceae
Exons: 3
Coding region: 1-1047 (348 amino acids)
Biological process (GO): carbohydrate transport; transmembrane transport
Cellular component (GO): membrane
Molecular function (GO): carbohydrate:proton symporter activity
Source: RefSeq, a predicted model, not a curated record
AUGAUAUCGGUGUUCCAGAUCUGGACCUCAAUCGGCACGCUCGUCGGUACUGUAAUUGACAACGCCACACACGACAUUGAUGGCAGAAAUUCCUACAUCAUUCCUCUGGCAACUAUCUACUUCGUCCCUGUGGUCAUCUCCAUCGGCUUGUUCUUCAUCCCCGAAUCACCCAGAUGGCUCAUGCUCAUGGACAAGCCCGAGCAAGCUAGCAAAGCGAUGCUGUGGCUGCGUCCCGACCAUAGCAUCGUGCCUGCGGAACUCGCGGAGAUUCAGGCUGCGAUCGAUGCGGAGAAAGCUACCAAGGACACCGCGAACUUCGUGGAUAUCUGGCGAGACCCAGUCGAUCGCCGUCGUACGCUCCUAUCCAUUGCCGCCAUAUCUACUCAGGCCGCCUCCGGUGCUAUGUUCAUGAUAGCUUACGGCACAUACUUCUUCCAAAUGGCGAAGGUCGGCAGCCCAUUCAUGAACAGCUGUAUCUUGGUUGCAGUUGGGGUUGUUGCCAUCAGCGUGAAUAGCUGCGUCAUUUCGAAGAUUGGGAGACGUCGGGUGUUUUUGAUGACUGGCUUGACCAUUUGUGGCUUGUGCCAGCUUGCUGUCGCAGCUGUAUACCACGUUUCUCCUGGUACAUCGUCUAUAUAUGUGGCUACAAAUGGUAUGAUUGCCGCAUAUGCCUGGCUGGCCGGUGGCGAGAUCCCCUCGCAGCGCCUUCGCUCGUACACUUUCGGCAUCGCAUCCGCCAUUGCAUUUGCUGGUGCCUGGCUGGCAACUUUCACUGCGCCUUAUUUCAUUAACCCUGAUGCACUCAAUUGGGGCCCGGAAUAUGUAAUCUGGGUGUACUUCUACCUACCCGAGAUCAAGAAUCGUACCCUGGAGGAGAUUGAUGAGAUGUUUGAAGCGCGACUCUCAGCACGCAAGUUUAGGAAGUAUGUCUGCGUUGGCCGACAUGUGCCUGACUCAGAUGAGAAGAUCGUGAGGCACAGUUUGAAUGGUAGUGACAAGGACGAGGUCGUCCAUCAUGAAGUUGUUGGCGUUGACAAGACUGGCUGA